AUGCAAAAUAUCACAUUCUACGACGUGAACCUGCCCUCAGACAGUCUCCGACUCAAUUUCUCGGUGUAUUCCUGGCUUCUGCAGCCCGUCAACUGUCUGAUCUUUGUGCUCACAGUGCUGGUCAUAUUACAAUGCUCUCCCAAAUCGAUGGGUUCAUAUAAAUACUACAUUCUGUGGAGCGUCUCGAACACAUUUGCCAGCAUGUUGGCGUUUUCGAUGUACGAAUGCGAACUGUUGCCGCCAUAUGAGGUGGCCAUUGCUAGAGGCCUGCCGGAGGCGUUGGAUGUAAGUGUGAAGCCUUUCGUGGAGGCUGGAAACUGUGGACUACAGAGAAGGCUAUACGUAAAAAAUGUCAUGCAACGAAACCUGUAUAUAACGAAGAUUUUUGGAGGCCCAAAUUUCGAAUUUUAGGUGAAUGGGAGAGGUAUUACGACGUUCAGAUUUAGAUGAUAUUUAGAUGAUACUUGGCACAAAUUAAGAAUAGCUUUUUCUAUCCUUAUAUGCGAGCCUCUAGCUCUCACUUUGCAGAAACGACCGAGAUUUUUUAUUAUCGGAAAAAACUUUUGGUUCACUCUAAUAUUUUGCGAAUUUUGUCAUGGAGGAUUUCACACAUAUUUUUCACCGUAAUUGGUAAUGUUUCCACAAAAAAAUCACUGUUUUUCUGUGGAGAAGCUGGGAAAAGAUAUGGCUAAAAAAAAUUUUCUGACCGCUCUCCGCACUUUCCGUACUCUCGGGCCGCAAAAAUCGUUGAAUAUCUCGGCUGCAUAUCCCGAGCUAAAACUUUAAGGAAUUGAUAUGUGACAUAAAUACACCUGACGUGUGUACAAAAUUUUAAAAAAAUUGUGCCGCAUUUUGUGUACUUCCCUAUAAAAUGAGCCUUCGUACAACGAACCCUCUCUAUAGCGUAUUUAUUCUUCGGUCUGCUGAAACCUACUGUACUGAGGUCCAACUAGCAAAAAACAAUUGUAAACUACAUUCAAAGAGAGCCUUGUUUUCAGGCCCCCUUCCUCUCCGUCUUCCUUCAAAUCAUGGCGUACAGCUGCUUUCAAAUGAACAUUCUCAUCAACAUUUGUCGUUUUACAUUUCGCUUCGCCGAGGCCACCGGCCAACAGAGCAUCGUCCAGACGCUGUCGGAUCGCCGCUUCUUCCUCGGCCUGCUCGCAGUGUUCUUGGCAAUCGUAUUCGCCGGCUUGUUUACCAACUCGGAUGCGCUCGAAAAGGGCGGCGCAUUCAAGCGCGACUUCCCUGGCAACAACAUGGCACUGCGCAGAUAUGUCACCGACCAUAUACUGGUUUAUACGGAGGUAUGUUGCUAACGAAAUGGUUUAUUAAUAGGAAAGGUAAUUUCAUGGAAUUUUGGAGAGAUUCGGAGAGUUCUUUGAACUAUUUGGAAAUCUUAGGUUAUACACUUAGAGGCCACAAGAUACGUUUAAAAUUUACAGAGACAGCGUUCCAAGUGGGACGCUCAGAUUUGGAUGAAACUUGGGACAAAUUAAAAAUAUUUUUUUGAUGAAGCGUAUGUGAAAUUCACAGCUGCGCAUUGCAGAAACGAGCAACAUUUUUAGGCCGAAAAUUGGCCAGAUCCCAUAUCUAGAUAUGGGACUUUUUUCAAAUUUUGACGUGAAAAGUUUGUUUCAUGCCUGUUUGGAGGGUAAUAUAUUGCCCACAAAGAAAAAAUUUUUUCCACGCGAAAAUAUCGAAGAUACGGCCAAAAACUUGUUUUCUCUGGCCGCUCUCCCCCUUCCAUGUGCUCUCUCGGCCUGAAAGAUCAGUCAAUAUCUCGACUGAACCAGCAAAGCGCGAGCUAAAACUUUCCGGAAUUGAUAGGUGACGUAUGCUUGGCGUGUGUGCAAAAUUUAAAGAAAAUUUGAGCGUCGUACUUGGAAGCCUUCCCUUAUUAAUACAGUGCGUCCCAGGUUUUUGGUUCUACCCCAUUUUUUGAUCAUAUCUCGGGGGGUUUCUUCUCAAAUGCCUUGAAAUUUUACACAAGUGUUAAUCAACCUUUAAGAAUAAGCUAUGCAAAGUUUCAUCUCAUUUGGCUUCAGUAAUCUGACGUUAUGGCGAUUUUUUUAAAAUUUUGGGUGCCCCAGGUUUUUGGUUCAACUUGGAAAUUUGCGAGUUUUUUAGUCCGGUUUUGAACCAACCUGCUCUUAAACAAUUUAAAAGAGAUUGUGAGAGUUCUUUGGUCUAUACUUUCGAAUCUUAGGCUGCAGAACAUAAACCUAUAGGGUCCAAGAGAUUUUUUCAAUCUAAUUUGGCGUUUAUAUUUCAGAGCAAUUUUCUCGAAUACGUCAUCCAAUAUGCCAUUUUCCCGAUUGGACUCCUCUUUUCGGCCUACUGUGCUCUCUGCUGCUACCGUUUUCAACGCUCUGCCAGCUCGACGCUUAGCGAGCGGACCCGCCGGAUGUACUACAACCUCAUCAACGCACUGAUUAUUGAACAGGCGUCGGUGAUUUUUUGGGUCCUCCUUCCGCUGUUGGUGAUUCUUCUCGCCGCCCAAACUCGUCACUCGGUCGUUGCCGCCUACAUUUUUGUCCGCAUUUUGUACAUGUACCCCACGUUUGUCAUGCUGUUCACGUUGACGUUCUACAAACGCUAUCGGUACGCGGUGUUGCGGUGCUUCCUGGGCGUCUCGCGGAAUCAUCAGGCCGCGAGUUCGGUGGGAUCGAGUAGUGUGGUUACGCUGUCUAAACCUUCGUCUUCUUUCCCGAGGAACACGUUGACGGCGACGUUGCCUAAUGGAGGAAACCGUGCGAUCUAA
Messenger RNA from Bursaphelenchus xylophilus (pine wood nematode), 2761 nucleotides. The record is from the annotation of a GenBank genome assembly. Lineage: Eukaryota; Metazoa; Nematoda; Chromadorea; Rhabditida; Aphelenchoididae.